GGUCCCGUCUCCGCCGCUCGGUGCCGCUCAGGCUAACGUUAGCUAGCAAGUUGUCAGGCUGUCAAGUGGAGUGGCUGGGGUAGACGUUUCAGCUUCCCUCCCCCCUGGCUUGGCCGCACAAACCUCCGGCCAAUCCCCCUACAAAGAAAGCCACGAGAAAAUCCGGUAGAAUAUUCGCGUCAACUGAGAUAAUGUAAUGCAUCACGGACGUACGCAAAGAGGGAUCUCCGCACCUACACAAUUUAUAUGCACCGAGGCUUGAGUGACGAUUGCUCGCUGCUACCUAGCUGGCUAGCUACCCUAGCUAAACCGCCGCAAACCCCCUAGUUUCGUCGGUGUACCCUCUCUGGUGCGAACUGCGGCCAGUCGGUCCUCGUUCCUUUUUGUAGCUUCUGCUGGUGUCGACUAGUAUUUUGGUAUUUGGCUUUUAAAAGGACACAAUGGGUGCAUUUUUGGACAAACCAAAGAUGGAAAAGUAUAAUUCCCAUGGUGAAGGUAAUAACCUGAGGUAUGGGCUCAGCAGUAUGCAAGGUUGGCGGGUUGAGAUGGAGGAUGCACACACAGCAGUAAUUGGGCUGCCUCAUGGUCUUGACCUGUGGUCAUUCUUUGCUGUUUAUGAUGGGCAUGCUGGCUCUCAGGUGGCCAAGUACUGCUGCGAGCACCUGCUGGAGCACAUCACCAGCAACUCAGACUUCCAGAUGGCUCUGCGGGAUGACCCCUCUGUGGACAGUGUGAAGAACGGUAUCCGCACUGGAUUCUUGCAGAUUGACGAACACAUGCGAGCCAUCUCUGAGAAGAAGCACGGUGUGGACCGCAGUGGUUCCACUGCAGUGGGGGUGAUGAUUUCUCCAAGCCAUAUCUACUUCAUCAACUGUGGCGACUCGCGUGGGCUCCUCAGCCGGGGCGGCGCUGUGCACUUCUUCACACAAGAUCACAAACCCAGCAACCCACUGGAAAAGGAAAGGAUCCAGAAUGCCGGUGGCUCAGUCAUGAUCCAGCGAGUUAAUGGGUCCCUAGCAGUGUCCCGUGCUCUGGGAGACUUCGACUACAAGUGUGUGCAUGGAAAAGGCCCGACAGAGCAGCUUGUUUCUCCAGAGCCUGAAGUUUAUGCAAUAGAGAGAAGUGAGGGGGAAGAUGAAUUCAUUAUAUUAGCUUGUGAUGGCAUCUGGGAUGUCAUGGCCAAUGAGGAACUGUGUGACUUUGUGAGGUCAAGGCUAGAGGUUACAGAUGAUCUCGAAAAAGUCAGCAAUGAAAUUGUUGACACCUGCUUGUACAAGGGAAGCCGAGACAAUAUGAGUGUUGUGUUAGUCUGCUUUCCAGGGGCCCCAAAGGUAUCUUCAGAAGCAGUGAAACGAGAAGCUGACCUGGACAAAUAUCUGGAGGCCAGAGUAGAAGAGAUCAUCAAAAAGCACGGGGAUGAAGGAGUCCCAGAUUUGGUCCAUGUUAUGCGGACGUUAGCAUCUGAGAGCAUCCCUAAUCUUCCUCCUGGAGGGGAGCUGGCAAGCAAACGAAGUGUUAUUGAAGCAGUGUACAACAAACUUAACCCCUAUCGAAGUGAUGACACAGACUCUGCGUCCACAGACGACAUGUGGUAACACAACCUCCUACCACUAACACAGCAUAGAGUUUACAAACCACCAUCCUCUCAAGACCCACAGCAGCUCAGCUCAGCAGUCUUUCUCUCCGUCACUCUGAGCUUUUGGUUUCUAAGAAGGGAAUUUCAUGGGAGGAGGAGGAGAAAAGAGGAGGAGGAGGAGGAGUAGGAGGAGGAGGAGGAAGAGGAGAUGCAUGCACACAAACCUGGAACAGUGCAGCACCAGUCCACUCUGGAGUUCAGGAUCCCCGCUGUCUUGUCUCCCCUUUAUGUUCACCCACCUAAAUAUUCUCUAAAGUAAUCCAUAACAAGUGAGUCCACAAAGUUUUCUUCCAUUUUGUUAAAUAAUCAGCUUAACUAGUAAGAUUUUUUUUUUUUUUUUUUUUUGCUGUAAUUAAUUUGAUUCACAUUUCCUUGUGUGUAUUUGUAUAUUUCUGUUUUUGUGAAGUGCAAUUGUCCUGUACAAACAGCCUGUAUUUAAUGCAGCUUGAUUUUAAGUUAAAAAAUGAAAGAAAUGGAAAAAGAGAACCUUUUAUGCACUAUCUGCCUUUUCCUGCUCUUCUGGAAUUCUAACAAAUGUCUAUUCAGUGACUAUUAUCGCUUGUCCUCCAGGCACAGUGUCUCUGCGCUUUUAUUUCUCUUUUUUUUCUCCUCCAAUUAGUCUAUGCUCCUUUAAGAAACGGGUAAAUUGUAUAGUUGACAGCACAGUAAGCUCUAUAUCAAACCAUUUGAAUCCUAAUUAUUUUUCCCCUGUGCUUUUUUUUUUUUUUUUUUUAAAUUGUAUUUUACUUUUGUAAGUAGUUUUCUGUACAUGCUCAAAUAAUAAUGGCAAGGUGUUUCUCAAUCAAGUAUGAAGUGGAAUUUUAUUUUUCUUCAUUUCCUGCAAGGUAUCUGAUGGGUCCCAUGUUAACAUGUUUGUCCGUAGGUACUUGCAAACGUGUGUGGGUGUGUGUGUGUGCGCAUGUGCACGCGCACUUGUCAGUAUAAUGCAGAUCUGUAUGCGCAGCUCUAAUUUCAUUUUGCUAUGGUGGUUCAGACAAACUGGGCUGGAGUUUAAGGGAAGUGCUCUCUCCUUAUCCAUUUUCAGCCCCACGCGGUGUUUCAUAUCAACUCAACAUAGGCUUCACUGUUUCUAAUUCCAAACAGCAUUGGACAGCAGAGUUUAUAUCUUACCCUGUUUGACCCUAAAAAUAUAUAUCAAAACUUUACUGUAACCUGUGAUGACACAAAUUCAUUUUAAAUGUUGGCAGGUUCGUCAGGUUUACACAUCUGUUGUCAUAUUUGAAUAUCAAUUUCUAAAUGUACAUGAAUAACAGUGACCACUGUGGGUGCCAUAUUUUUUUUAAAAUCUCACUUUCAGCUUCAUGACAGCCUAUGCCAGCCCCCC
Messenger RNA from Archocentrus centrarchus (flier cichlid), 2981 nucleotides. RefSeq names its product protein phosphatase, Mg2+/Mn2+ dependent, 1Aa (gene ppm1aa). Lineage: Eukaryota; Metazoa; Chordata; Actinopteri; Cichliformes; Cichlidae. Gene Ontology annotation, biological process: protein dephosphorylation. The record is from RefSeq and is a predicted model, not a curated record. Bases 441 to 1595 code for a protein of 384 amino acids. Gene Ontology annotation, molecular function: protein serine/threonine phosphatase activity; manganese ion binding; magnesium ion binding. The transcript has 6 exons.